AUGAACCCGAGGCUGCGAUCUUGUCUGCUUUCCGCGUCCGUCUUGGCGCUGUUCAUCGCCAGCGCGUCUGCGCUGAGCGUCAACAAGCGAUUCAUUGGCGAUGAGGCCAACUUCGAUACAGUCGAAGCCUGCCAGGUGACGGAGCUACCGAUCCGCGGCGCAGAGUACGAAGCCGUGUGCGGAGAUAAGAGCGACCCAAAGCAUCCAUGCUUCACGCACUGGCACGGCGAUCUGACGUCGGUGCACAUCGCUCCAUUCCUAGAGCCCAUCGACAACAUCCAAGACGGACUCGCGAUCAAAGACGACAACAACUUUACGGACUUUUCGAUCAAGGACCCUUCCGUCUCGUACGUGAUCACCUACGUGGGACUGGGUGAGGUGCAGUUCAUAUACUCGAACUACGAUCCGAAGACGGGGUGCUACGACAUCGCGCUCAGGCGCGGCGGCCGCCAGCAAUGGAGGAUCCGGUUCUCGAACGACGUUGGAGACGGCUGGGACCUGGACACGAAGAACUACGAUUACACUUGGGGCCGGUUCUGCACAAAGUGGGGGCACAUCCGCGUUGGCUAUUCCGACUAUCUCGAAUGGGCUCUCUAG
Molecule: messenger RNA, 597 nt
Organism: Moesziomyces antarcticus
Lineage: Eukaryota; Fungi; Basidiomycota; Ustilaginomycetes; Ustilaginales; Ustilaginaceae
Exons: 2
Coding region: 1-597 (198 amino acids)
Source: RefSeq, a predicted model, not a curated record